AUGCACAGCAAACUGUUACAGACCAUCAAAAGGCGACAGGUUUCCGAUCUUGCGAAGAAUGGUGCGCCUGUAGGCGGGAUGGAAAGCAAAUAUUCCCUGAAAGCUCAAGGCAUAGGCGGGGGGAGCAUCGGUCAGCGACAGUCGCGGAUAGGAGCGAGGGGAGGGAGUCAGUCACCAGCCAGCUCCCGGGACCCUUUCCGGGGUCCGGCGGGGCUGCCGGAUCCCAGGAACCCGGCAGCCCACCAAGGAGAGAGCGAGAGCGACAACGGUUGCAAGAUCCAGAGAGCCGUGUGCUUCAAGAUCGAGGGGAAUCAAUGCUACCGGGAGAAGAAAUUCCGCGAGGCGAUUGGCAAGUACCACCGGGCGUUACUGCAACUCAAAGGGAUCCGGAUCGGCGAAGCUCGGGGCGAAGACGUGAGCGAUCUGCGCAAAGGACGCGGUAGAUUGACCGAGGAGCAGAACCGACUUAUCGAGAGCACCGAGAUCGACUGCUACGAUAGUUUGGCGGCCUGCCUCCUCCAGUCGGAGCUCGUGAACUAUGAACGGGUGAAGGAGUACUGUCUGAAAAUUCUCGGGAAGCACAAGGACAAUUUCAAAGCCAUGUACAGAGCAGGAAUCGCCUUCUACCACCUUGGCGACUGUGAGAACGCACUGCAGUACCUGAAGGAAGCCAAAGACCGGGAGCCGACAGAUACAAACGUGUUCCGAUAUAUUCAGCUGACGGAGAUCAAGAUGAACCGGUCCAACCAGCGGGAGCAGGAGGGCUACAAGGAGAUGGUCGGCUAA
Molecule: messenger RNA, 786 nt
Organism: Hypanus sabinus (Atlantic stingray)
Lineage: Eukaryota; Metazoa; Chordata; Chondrichthyes; Myliobatiformes; Dasyatidae
Gene: ttc9b
Product: tetratricopeptide repeat domain 9B
Exons: 3
Coding region: 1-786 (261 amino acids)
Molecular function (GO): protein binding
Source: RefSeq, a predicted model, not a curated record